Ambispora gerdemannii is the source of this 1275-nucleotide messenger RNA. The record is from the annotation of a GenBank genome assembly. Lineage: Eukaryota; Fungi; Glomeromycota; Glomeromycetes; Archaeosporales; Ambisporaceae.
AUGGCGAUUGCAGGCAGUGGUCCGGAAAGAUCACCUAAUUCUGCACUGUCUCUAAGUACUGUUCGACAUGGUCCGGAAAGAUCACAUGAUUUUGCACUUGCCCUUGAAGCUGACCCCAAAGUCGACAUCGCAACUGUGCUGGAGGGUGAUAGACUGUUACCUGCGGAUGACAUUAAAGAACACUUUGACAAGCCUGCAAAAAAACAUAUCCACGUUAUUGUCGAACUGCCUGCUUCCUUCGCAUCUCCCUACCUUUCACAAGAUGCAAUCACCGAAAUUCAUGAAAUACACAAUAAACUUACUCAACCAACUAUUGAGACUAUAUCCAUCUCCAAAAUCAAUACAGAGAACUUCCAACUUUUAAAAAACCAUCUUAAUCUCGACAUUGAAAAUGUCUUCUUCGAUAUUCUCAUUCAUAGUAAUGUAACACCACCAGCUUUCGAAUGGAAGGAGAAGUCAGAACCGGCCCAUAAAGAUGAAUAUUUGGAAUGGUUAAACAAAUACAUUCCUUUGACCAAUGGUCGUAUUUGGUAUGAUGUUGGGGGUAACCACAGCUUACUAGAUGUGUAUAAGGACUCCAGGUUGCCCUUUAAUGUUCAUAGUGGAACUGAUGUAGUGGUUGUGAAUAACUAUGAUGUUGCAAGCCGUUUGAUUCCAGAAAGUAUUUAUGCAGUUCUGGAGUUGAAAAAAAAGAUCGAAAGGAAUCAUGUGAUGCAAGUCAUUUUAGAAAUGGUAAUUGCUGAUUUGGUUACCUCCAAAAAUAGGAUCGUUUUUGGAAUCCUAUCAGACCUCAUAGAUGAUUGGCAAAUUUUCUGGUUGGAAGCUGACAGGACAAUAAAGAGUUGGAAAGCACAAAGUCGGAAUGUUGCAAUUCAAGUAUUAAGUGAACUCUUAAGUGACAAUCCCAAAACAAAUCUGGAGAAUACAUCAAUCAUCAUUCCGGCUGCCAAACGUGUCAAGUUGAAUACUUUGUUACCUAAUAGAACCCCAGGUGAAUAUGAUGAUAUCGCUCGGAUGGAAGAUGUGUAUGAUGUUAUGUCAAGGGAGGAAAUUUGGCGUCAUAAAGUUGGGAUUGCUUCAGAAAUUGUCAGAAAUAUUCCUUCCUUUUCGUCAAUGGUCUUAUGUGACCGCAAAUUCCGAAUUCGAUUCUUGGACCGUGGUAUUGCUAUAAUACAAGAGAUUGAUCAAGAUAUGAUGCUUCAAACGCAUGACCGACUAUUUCAUCCAUAUGUGUUUAUCGGCACCGACACAGUACGAGUCAUGUCUCACUCAUGA